Molecule: messenger RNA, 1125 nt
Organism: Cladophialophora bantiana CBS 173.52
Lineage: Eukaryota; Fungi; Ascomycota; Eurotiomycetes; Chaetothyriales; Herpotrichiellaceae
Exons: 4
Coding region: 1-1125 (374 amino acids)
Source: RefSeq, a predicted model, not a curated record
AUGGGGCGUACCAUUGACCAGGAUGUACAUGCGGCAUUCGUCGAGUUCAAGGCCAAAGAGGACGAUAAAUGCAUGUCCGUGCAAUGCAUCUACUGCCAACAGAUCCGUGCAAAGAACACGUCGCGCCAGAAGCAACAUCUGCUCGAGUGCCCUGGCCUGCAGAACCAUCCAAGUGCCCCUCGCCCACAGUCUUCUCCUGGCGAUGCCAUCGGCGCGGGAAAUGGCUUCGGCACGCCGUCCAUCUCGCACAGCUCGACGACCCCCAUGAACAAUGGCAUCGCUGCCAGUAGCACUCCUAUGCAAGGAAUCUCCAACGGCACAGCCAUCUCACAGCCAGCCGCCUCUACCACCCCGAGCCAACGCCACACCCCGAAGCCCACAAAGACCCCCAAGCUCACGCCUGGCUCCAACCUCCCCGCGCCGCCUCUGGAUGAUGUCCAUGCUGCCUUUGUCGAGUUCAGAGCCAAAGAGGAGGACAAGUGCCUGUCUGUACAAUGCAUCUACUGCAACCAGAUCAGAGCGAAGAACACCUCGAGACAGCGCCAGCACCUCCUCGAGUGCGCCACCUAUCAAAAUGUCAUGAAGGAAUCGAUACCGGCAAACAACCUUCUUCAUAGAUUCGACGAAGGUGAUAUUGCCCGUUCCCUUCAGUUGCCGACCCCUACCCUUGAGCUUGACUUCCGCAUGAGCAUCAAGGUCAAUCCCAAGAUUGGUGUUGGAUCAGGUCUGUUGGGUCAUCGCGACUGGGUCGGCGUUGUAGGGGGCCAGUGGGCUGGACGGUGGGGCAAAGGUAUUGUCAUUCCUGGCGGCCUAGACAAUCAACUUGUGGUGAAGGACUAUUCAACUCGCAGCGACGCCCACUAUCUGCUCCAAACCAACGACGAUCCUGUGGCGUACAUUAUAGCAAAAACCAGGGGCUGGCGUACCGGUCCCAAAGACGUUCUCGAACGGCUCAAUGACCCCUUGGUUGCGGACACCAUCCCCGCCAACCAUUACAAGUUCCGCAUCACUGUCGAACUUGAGACUGGCGACGAGAGGUAUGCGUUUCUGAAUACCUGCCUUUGGGUGGGAAGUGGAAGUCGGAGAGUUGGUGAAAUCAUUUACGAUGCAUACCGGGUCGGCUAG